Molecule: messenger RNA, 1025 nt
Organism: Cutaneotrichosporon oleaginosum
Lineage: Eukaryota; Fungi; Basidiomycota; Tremellomycetes; Trichosporonales; Trichosporonaceae
Biological process (GO): D-ribose metabolic process
Molecular function (GO): ribokinase activity
Source: RefSeq, a predicted model, not a curated record
CACUUCCUUCUACUUUUCUUCACAAUGUCCAAGGCGUGUCUGGUGCGCGGUUCGAUCAACAUCGACGAGAUCUACACCCUCCCACACAUCGUGCGGCCAGGGGAGACGAUCGCGUCAACAGGCUACGACCAGAAGACGGGCGGCAAGGGCUCAAACCAGGCGUACGCUGCCGCACGGGCGGGUGGGCGCGUGGUGCUCGACGCCCAGAUCGGCGCCGACGGCCUAGCGGUACGCGACCGCAUUGCGGCCGGCGGGGUGGAUGUGAGCCGCGUACGCGUGGUGGAGGACGAGGUGACCGGCCGGGCGAUCAUCCAGCGCUCUAACGAGGGCGAGAACUCGAUCGUCCUGCACGCCGGCGCCAACUUCGCCAACCCAGGCGCCAAGCCCGAACUGGACGGCUUCACCCACCUGCUGCUGCAGAACGAGAUCCCGCUCGAAGACACGCUCGCGUACCUGCGCGAGGCGGGGCGGCGGGGCCUGACCACCAUCUACAACCCCUCGCCCAUGCCGACCCGGGAGCAGCUGCGCGCCUUCCCCUGGUCCUGCCUGACACACUUGAUCGUGAACGAGGGCGAGCUCGCCGACAUUGCGACGGCCUUCGACGCUGCGCCGACAGAGGGCAGUGUCGCGGAGACGGCGCGCGCGCAGAUGCACGCUCUCAGCCGCGCCGAGGGCUUCAACCCCUCCAUCGUCAUCGUCACCACGAUCGGGCCCGAGGGCGUCCUCGUUCUCGACCCGCGCAAGGGGGAGACGUUGGCGUGGCCGGCGGCGCCCGUGUCCAAGGUCGUGGAUACCACCGGCGCGGGCGACACGUUCGCGGGAUACUUCGUGUCGCUGCUUAUGGAGAAGGGCGACGACGCGCCACUGGAUGCCAUCAUCCCCAUCUGCCUCACUGCGUGUGCGCUCACUGUGGAGACGGCUGGCGCGAUGGAGAGCAUUGCUGCGCGGAAGGACGUUGAUGCUCGUGUAGCGCGGUAGUAGCUGGACAAUAUGUAUUGAGAUCCCUUGCGGGCUGUGUUACCGCU